GAUGAUGAUGCAUUUCCGUCCGCCAUAUUGCAGUGAUACAGCGAGAUUUCCCAUUUGUCUCAGCAAUUUGAAGAGUUCGGGUUUUCUUGCAAACUGCCAUAAUGUUUACACAAGUUUGUGGAGAUAAUGGGAAAAUGAAGGAGUAUCACUAUACUGGACCAGUAGAGCACCGAUUCUCUCCAUAUUCCUUCAACGGAGGGACUGUGCUUGCCGUUGCAGGUGAAGACUUCGCCAUUGUGGCCUCAGACACCCGUUUGAGUGAAGGCUAUUCAAUCCACAGUCGUGACUCUCCAAAAUGUUACAAGUUAACAAAUACGACUGUCAUAGGCUGCAGUGGAUUCCAUGGGGAUUGCUUGACUCUGACCAAAAUCAUUGAUGCAAGAUUGAAGAUGUACAAGCAUUCAAACAACAAGAGCAUGACAAGUGGAGCCAUCGCAGCCAUGCUGUCAACAAUCCUGUACGGUAGAAGAUUCUUCCCCUACUACGUUUACAACAUCAUCGGUGGCUUGGAUGAGGAGGGUAAAGGAGCUGUUUACAGUUUUGACCCUGUGGGAUCCUAUCAGAGAGACACAUACAAAGCUGGUGGCUCAGCGAGUGCCAUGCUGCAACCUCUGCUUGACAAUCAGAUUGGAUUCAAGAAUAUGGAGGGUGUGCAGCACCUGCCCCUGAACCAGGAGAAGGCUGUGCAGCUGGUCAAAGAUGUCUUCAUCUCUGCUGCUGAGCGAGACGUGUACACCGGAGAUGCACUCAGGAUCUGCAUCGUCACCAAGGAGGGCAUCAAAGAAGAAACAGUCCCACUCAGGAAGGACUGAACAACUUAUUUCUGCCACCAUUUCAAGCUACUGCUUUUGUCUGGAUUUUUCAUAUUUUGGACCCUUCCCCUGCUUUUCUCUUUACAUUCAUGCUGAAGAAUAAAAAUGUUCCCUGUAGUUAAUUUUCUCAUGUCAGUUUAACAUUUUUUUUUAAAGAAACAUGAAAUGUUAAAUGUAUUUGAUUACAGUGAAGUCUGAACAGUU
Messenger RNA from Oncorhynchus gorbuscha (pink salmon), 1016 nucleotides. RefSeq names its product proteasome subunit beta type-1-B. Bases 102 to 812 code for a protein of 236 amino acids. Lineage: Eukaryota; Metazoa; Chordata; Actinopteri; Salmoniformes; Salmonidae. Gene Ontology annotation, cellular component: proteasome core complex. The record is from RefSeq and is a predicted model, not a curated record. The transcript has 6 exons.